Messenger RNA from Lathyrus oleraceus (garden pea), 669 nucleotides. RefSeq lists its product as uncharacterized. Bases 1 to 669 code for a protein of 222 amino acids. NCBI's taxonomy places the organism in Eukaryota, Viridiplantae, Streptophyta, Magnoliopsida, Fabales, Fabaceae. The record is from RefSeq and is a predicted model, not a curated record. The transcript has 4 exons.
AUGAAGUAUGAGUUACUGCAGAUGGAAGAAGAUGAAAAGAUUUCAAGUUAUGUCUCGAAAGUGCGAAAUCUUAUUCAUCUCAUGAAAGGUUGUCGUGAAGUCCUAACCGAUAAGAUGAUAGUUGAUAAGGCACAUGAGUUAAGGAAUGUCAAAAGGAAAUGGGUUCAAGAUUCGAUACAAGCACUACAUGCCCAGACAUGGAAGAAGCGUGGUGGUUUCAACAAGUUCAACGACAAAGGAGACAAGAGUCAGAGCAAGAAGUCUUGGGUGAACUCUCAAAAGCAUAAGUUUGAUGAUAGGGCUCCUGAAUCCUCAAAAAGAGGAGAAGGAACCUCAUAUCAGAAAGACAAACAUGAAAAGAAAAGCACACAAUGCUAUAACUGUGAAAAAUGGGUUGCAGAUGAGCACAUUGACUCCAAGAUCUGGUUCCUCGACACAGGCUGCUCGAAUCACAUGACUGAUCGAAGAGUGUGGCUAGCAAAUUUCGACGAGUUGAAGAAGAGAAAGGUCAGGCUUGCAGAUAAUAGCUAUUUGCAAGCAGAAGGUUUCUUAGUGGCUAUGAAAUAUGGAGCCUAUAAAUUGUUAGACACUCGGAAUAACUUGGAGCUCAGUGAACACAAAGAAAUUCCAGUUAAUACCAUUCCAAUCACAGUCGAAUUCGAAGCAUAA